This is a messenger RNA of Esox lucius (northern pike), 921 nucleotides long. RefSeq names its product fish-egg lectin-like. The transcript has 5 exons. Lineage: Eukaryota; Metazoa; Chordata; Actinopteri; Esociformes; Esocidae. The coding region runs from base 56 to 826 and encodes 256 amino acids. The record is from RefSeq and is a predicted model, not a curated record.
UUUAUAAGCUCAAAAUGUGGUGGAUGACCAUUUAGUUAUACUGAUUCACAGAGACAUGACAGUCACUCUAUUAAACUUACUGGUCUUUAGUCCACUUGCUGGCACUUAUGUGGCAUGGGACUGUCAGAAGGUUGGGAAAGUGAAAGAUCUGUUGCAGAUUGAUGCCGGACAAGGUCAGGUGGUUGCAACAGACAAAAGUCAGAUUCCCUACUCCCUCCGAGGGUCCAAAUGGAGCCGCCUGCCUGGUACUCUGAAGCAUGUCACUGUUGGACCAGCAGGGACCUGGGGGGUCAACAAGGAGGAUGCGAUCUACAAGUAUGUGGCUGGGAACUGGGUCCUAGCUCAAGGCUUUCUGAAGCAGGUGGAUGCUGGGGGUGACCAGUUCAUUGUUGGCACCAACAGGCAAGACAAACCUUACUGUUUAAGUAGUAGUGCCACACUUGGCUACAAGGGUCCUGGCUCGCCCUUGCCAUGGACAGAAUUACCAGGAAAUGUAAAGUACUACAGUUGUGGACCCUUUGGGUGCUGGGCAGUCAACAAACAAGACGCUAUCUUCUUCAUGAGACUGAGGCCAGACUGCCAAAACAAUGGGUGGAGUGGUGUUGCUGGACAGCUUUCCAUGAUUGAGGUGGCAACUGAUGGUAGUGUCUUUGGGGUCAACUCUGCAGGUGACCUCUACUCCAGAGAUGGUGUCACUUCAGAUAAACCCUGGGGAACUGGAUGGAGCCAUAUCCCAAUGAAGAUGCCCAUGAAGCACGUUAGCUAUGACCUGGGCCGUCUUUGGGUCAUCUCAAAGUCUGGAAUCACCUUUCUGUGUACACUUUAGUCUCUCCUGCAGAUGAAGACUAUUCAGGAUCUGACUUGAAUGUAUUCCAUGUAAUUGCUGAUUAAUAUCCAAUGAAUAAAGUGGUUCAGAGUUAA